This is a messenger RNA of Phytophthora infestans T30-4, 564 nucleotides long. RefSeq lists its product as uncharacterized. Lineage: Eukaryota; Oomycota; Peronosporomycetes; Peronosporales; Peronosporaceae. The transcript is spliced from 3 exons. The record is from RefSeq and is a predicted model, not a curated record. The coding region runs from base 1 to 564 and encodes 187 amino acids.
AUGAGCGAGGACGCGUCUUCGUCUUCUAGCGCCCACUCGCGCGACCAUAUUGACAGCCUGGCAUGGUCCUCGAUGCAGUCAGUCGGACGAGGACCUAGGCGCAGUGUGGUACGCACUACUGAGAAGUCGGUUGUGUUUCGAACGCUGUGCCUAACCCAGAGCGAAGGUCGGGGCGGUAUCGAUGACAAGGACAUCCAUGAGACUCUGUCGGAGCUGUACGCAGAUGCGGAACGGAAGAAAAAGUUGCUGAACAGUGAGGAGGAGACGUUCCUACGGGGACAGGAACGUCUGAGUAGCCUUCAACGAGAACACGGAGAGCUUCUACACAGUUUGGAGCAGUGCAAACGGCGAAGGAAAGAGAGGAUUCGUAUCCAGAAUAUGCUGCAUGAUGGAGCUAAAAAGGAGCGCAAGCGUCUGCGACGAUUCCAGAGCGACGUGUCCCUGCGAUUCCAGCUGCUCCAGUCCGAGUGUCGACGCUCUGACGUGGAGGUGGACAAGCUUAAAGCCGACUUACGGCGUGAGUACGCUGAUGCGUGCCUGUUUGGCAACUCGUUGAACUUUUAG